AUGCCGGCGAAACAUCUGGGAAUGUACUACGUCCACCGUCCUACUCUGGAAAUGAUGAUGCAUACAAGGGAUUCCGGACUAGGUAGUAUUACAAAUGGUCAUUUAAAAAAGAGCGAAGCUCGUUCCACCAUGCAGCACUUACUUCAUCUACCCUAUCAUCUACAGCAGCAACAUCAACAGCAAUUACUACAGAUGAGGCAGACCAGUCAGCCUGAAAAAGAGCAGGAUCAUCGGCCUGGGACGGGUCCAGCGAGAGCCAGUUUGCAGGUCAGCUUUGGCCUUGCCUUCACACGAGGUAUGCUCACCGGAGCAUUAGCAAAAGCAGCAAGUGGCGCAGAAAAAGUCAAACGCAUUUUAAACAAGGUAACAUUAUUAGGAGUUAUAUUUUUUUUGUUAAACUUCUAUUUUACAUUCUCAGUUCUCUCAUCAAUUGUGCCCAUUCUCCAAGUGAGCUUGGGCUGUACGUUAAAUUAA
Protopolystoma xenopodis is the source of this 474-nucleotide messenger RNA. NCBI's taxonomy places the organism in Eukaryota, Metazoa, Platyhelminthes, Monogenea, Polystomatidea, Polystomatidae. The record is from the annotation of a GenBank genome assembly.